UUCGAACAGAGCAUAAACCCGCGUGUAGACAAGAUUAAAAUUAACAAUCCGUCGUACAUGUCUCAGGACGAUGUAACGGAUUGUUUAUACGCACAGAAUUUUGAGGAAAAAAUGACUCGUGAGGAGUUUAACGAGCAGUUAAAAAUACGAUUUAAAGCAGGUCCUCGUGACCGAAAUACGGUACACUACGCAAUUGAGGUUGCACCUGCACUGAGAAAGCAGAUAAUAGUGACAAAUAGGCUAUAUAUUGGUUAUAAUGCAAUUUCAGUGAAAGAUUAUACGGCCUUAGCAAAGUGCUCUAAGUGCCAAGACUACGGCCAUGUUGCUAAAUAUUGUAACUUUUUGAAGCCCGUGUGUGGAAACUGCGGGUGUGACACCCAUGACAAAAAGAAUUGCACAAAAGAUACUCCACUGUGUAUCCCAUGCAGAUAUCGAAAGCGAACAUGUAACACUCCUGGUAAGGAGUGUUUGACUUACAAGUUACUUCUCCAGCGACUAAUUCAGAGGACCGACUAUGGCGACACGCUAUAAGGUCACUCGAAGAAAGUCGCCAAGUAAAACAUUGAGAGAUGCGGGAAGGUGGAGGAAAUUACAAGAGUCACUGUCCUUUUUGGAUGGUGAGCAAGAGGAGGAAAUAGCUAAUGUUUAUUCUGUUCCAGUGCCAACUGUACAACCAGAGAUAGCGGACUUCUCGUGCCAGGUCGGAGGUUCCCCGGCCUGCCGGGGGAGUCUUCCAGGUUCGAUGGUGGUGGAGGCGACUGGGCUGGCGGGUCUCACCUCCCCGGGUGGGGACAGCUCCUCGCGGAGGGAGGGGGAGAUCUAUGCUGUGCCGGUGCCUGAAGUGCAGCCCGAGACGGAGGACUUCUCCUGUCAGGUCGGGUCCUUCCUGGCCUCCAGGGGCGGCCUUCCGGAGUCACUGGGACCGUCGGCGGCCAUGGCGGUGGGUUCCGCUUCUCGUCGAGAUGGGGCGGAGCCGUCGGCGUCUGCGUCUGAUGGUCCUGCAAAGGGAACAGAUAAAGAGACUGCAGACUUGAUUAAAGUAGCCACGUCUGUAAAUAAAUUAACCUUUGGUGAUGGUGUAAAAAUGGAUGAAGUAGAUGAGACUGUAGACUUGAUCAAAGUAGUUACAUCUGUAAAUAAAAUAACUCUGGGUGAUAGUGUAAAUGUAGAUGAUGUAGAGGUAGACACUCAAGAACAGAAACGAUCUUUUAACAAUUGUCCGCCUGGAAAUACAUACCUAAUAUGUGAGGAGACUCUGCGGUUGUCUAGGUUGGAAAACUCACAGACUCUUAACGCCGCACUGAGGCAGCUGGUCCGAGCUGGGCAUCCCCGUGGAAAUAAAAUUACAUUUCCAACUCUGGAGGAUGCAGACUGUAUAGAACUUGUUGCUUUAAACAUUCCCACAGAAUACGAUAAACUAUCUGAUCUGGUUUCGAAAGUUUACAUCCGGAGGGGUAGGAAAUUUGAUUUAAAUAAAGUUUACGAAGAUAUGGUUAGAAUGCACGGCAGAAUCGCUUUUGAUCCUGCCCAGGCUUGGCCUGCAAGCCACUUUUACACCAGAUUCCCAUGACUAGAAUAAAUUGUUUGCAGAUAAAUACAAUGCGGAGCUCACUGGUUACUCAGGAACUCUGCAAAUUGGCUGAAGAAAGGCAU
Molecule: messenger RNA, 1653 nt
Organism: Schistocerca serialis cubense
Lineage: Eukaryota; Metazoa; Arthropoda; Insecta; Orthoptera; Acrididae
Exons: 2
Source: RefSeq, a predicted model, not a curated record